Messenger RNA from Lasiodiplodia theobromae, 594 nucleotides. RefSeq lists its product as uncharacterized. The record is from RefSeq and is a predicted model, not a curated record. Bases 1 to 594 code for a protein of 197 amino acids. The transcript is spliced from 5 exons. Lineage: Eukaryota; Fungi; Ascomycota; Dothideomycetes; Botryosphaeriales; Botryosphaeriaceae.
AUGGCCACGACCCGCCUACGGAAAGCUUUUCGCUACCCCGACGACUCCGACGAAGAGCUCCCCGAGGGCAUCGACGAACAAGAGCAAGAGAAGCUCAUCACCGAACUCCAAACUGAGGAUGUUGCCAAAACGGAGUUCUACAAGAAAGCGUUCCUCGCGCUCCCCGCCCUUUCCCUAAUCCUCUAUCUGCGCCCCCUCUUCGCGUCUUCCUCCUUCGCCGAGUUUUUGACCGCCGUUCUCGCCGUCACCUCCCUCGCCGCAUCCGCAUACACGCUGUAUUUCAUACCGCUCGGAAACCCGCCUUCUUCGUCCUUUUUGCCUGCGCGCGCUCAGGUCAGCUCAGGCUCGGCAGUCCGGAGGGGGUACGAGAUGGCGCUGAGGACUCUUGGGACGGGUGGCGUGGAUGAUGGCCCAGUUGAGAAGUUUCUGCCGCUGCUGAACUUGGCUCUGUGUUUGGUGGUAUGGCUGAAGUCGCGCACCGCGAAGGACGAGGUUGCGGGGUGGGAAGGCGGUUUACCUACACUCGUGUUUGUACUGAAUCAAGAACAUUACGGAGUUCCGGCUGCUAGUGCUAACUCAUUUAAGGAAUUCUGA